AUGGGGUCUGAUCCGCAAUAUGCGAAAUGGCCACUGUUGCCGCUAUCGCAGCAUGUCUUUACUCUCACCAACCCCUAUGCCGCCCGACCUGCCCAGCAAGCCGCCGUCAAGAGCUUACAAGACGCCAUCAGCGAGCAUAAGAUGGCCCCUCUCUACAGGUACCUUGCCCACCCGGCCGAGGGCAUCUUGAAUGCUUCGGGUGAGACAUCCUCGAGCACCGCCGCACAUCAGAAGCCUCUCGGUCGGAAACCCAGUGCUGGUGCGGCCAUGAUGGCAGGCGGUGCCCUGUCAUCGGCCGUAAGUCUGCCUUGGGAUGAUCAGGUCUACCAGCAGCUCAAGGCCGACAACGAUAAGGAGCUGGAGGAAAUCCAGAAGGAAGAGGACGAGGCUGUGGAGAAGGCUGGCGACACGGAAAUAAUGGCCGCAAGAGGGAAGCGUGCUGAGUUCUUUGCCAAAAUUGGCGACAAGGACAAGGCGAUAUCAGCCUACGAGGAUGUUCUCGAGAAGAACGGUAUUCUGGGUACGAAGAUCGACAUUGUACUUGCCAUCAUCCGCAUGGGUCUCUUUUACGGCGAACGUACCCUCGUCAAGAAAUAUGUCACAAAGGCGAAGACAUUGGUAGAGAGUGGCGGUGACUGGGACCGCCGCAAUCGCUUGAAGGCAUACGAAGGCCUUCAUCUCCUCACUGUCCGAUCGUACAACCUCGCCGCCCCUCUACUUCUCGACUCCCUGUCCACUUUCACCAGCUAUGAGCUAUGCACAUACUCCAACCUUGUCGUCUAUUCCGUCCUUGCCGGCUCCGUCUCCCUGAAACGUGUUGAUUUCAAGAGCAAAGUCGUUGAUGCGCCUGAAAUCAAGGCCAUCUUGGGAGCCGACGGAGAUGAUAAAAUGCUGGCCUUAACUGGCGCCCUUUCCGCAGGUCCCGGAGCUGAGGACUCGGGAGUGCGGGAUACCAAGACUACCACGGCACCCAACGUUGCGCCGAAAGCCACGACCGCCGUUAACCUGACCACCUUGGGUACGGGUGCAGAUCAGCCCGAGACCGAGAUGGCCAUUGAUUUCUCAUCUCUUGCCCAGCUCGUGAACAGUUUGUACAACGGACACUACAAACUAUUCUUCGAGGCCCUCGCUCUCGUCGAGGAGAAGUUUCUUACGCAGGACCGAUAUCUAUUCGAGCAUAGAGGAUGGUUCAUCCGCGAGAUGCGGCUGCGUGCAUACCAGCAACUUCUGCAGAGUUACCGCGUCGUGGGUCUCGAGAGCAUGGCCAGCGACUUCGGCGUUACAGUAGACUUCUUAGAUCGUGAUCUGGCUAAGUUCAUCGCGGGUGGUCGCAUACCCUGCACAAUCGACCGCGUGACAGGUAAGGGCGUCAUCGAGACGAACCGACCAGACGACAAGAAUAAGCAAUACCAAGAUGUCGUGAAGCAGGGUGACCAGUUGAUCACAAAGUUGCAGAAAUACGGCCAAGCUGUCCGCCUACGUGGUAGCGAACGGGCGUAG
Molecule: messenger RNA, 1500 nt
Organism: Xylaria bambusicola
Lineage: Eukaryota; Fungi; Ascomycota; Sordariomycetes; Xylariales; Xylariaceae
Product: 26S proteasome subunit RPN7-domain-containing protein
Exons: 3
Coding region: 1-1500 (499 amino acids)
Biological process (GO): proteasome-mediated ubiquitin-dependent protein catabolic process
Cellular component (GO): proteasome regulatory particle
Molecular function (GO): protein binding
Source: RefSeq, a predicted model, not a curated record